UGGCAUCCUUGGAACAACCUACUAUGGGCAUCUGCCUGGACACUGAUCAACAAAAUGGAUCGCAGGUGUUCGAGGAGGCUGAUGCUCGAAGUGCAGGAAAAUGGAGAGGAGAGGCUGGCCUGUUAUCAACCCCUCCUAACGGACAUUUUCCACAACAGAACGUUGGACCAGUUAAAUUCGAAAUUCCAAAAGUGCCUGUUAUAUUUGUACUUGGUGGUCCCGGUAGUGGAAAGGUGACACAUUGUGAUAAUUUGAUGCAAGAGAAAAAAGGCAUAACGCAUAUCAAUAUGAUGGACCUUCUGCAACAGUAUGCGUUAGGGAACGAUAUGCAAGAUUUUGGGCAGCUUAGCAGUAAAACUGUUGCGGAGGUUCUUAUGCUCGAAAUUAAAAUGUCUCCAGGUUCAAAAGUCUUUCUAGUCAGUGGUUAUCCACGUAAUAUGCGCGAUGUAGUUGAAUAUGCUGAAAAAAUAAAAAUUGUGAAUGGUGUGAUUCUUGUGUCCUGGAGGCAAGAGAUUCUCGAAAGGCAAAUUGACUUUGGUGCACAGCUUGGACAAGUAGUGAUCGAGCUAGCGAGAAUGGAACUCUAUAAUUUUUAUAGAAACGUUAUGCCUGUUGCGGAAUAUUUCGAUCAAAGUGGAAUGUUAUUAGAGGUGAACGGAGAAAGAAAUCCGAACGAGGUUUAUAUCGAUUUUCGUGAAGCGGUUUUCAAGAUUCUCGGCCUGUCAGGCGGUGAAGUGCGAGAGAAAAAUGUUCCUCAGUCUUUAGAAGCAGAAGUAGAAGUCGAAAGGAGAAAAGAAUCCAUUCCGAAAUCGUCGCCCCUUAAGAAAGAGAUAGUGACUGAGAUGAUGCAGAUACCUGUCAUGGUGAACAUACAGCCUAUGAAAACCGCAAAUAAACCUAGAAAAGGAUUACCCGCGUUCAUCUGGGUUAUAGGUGGCCCAGGGAGCAACAAAGAAAGUCUAUGCACUCAAGCAGUUCACAACAUGCCUGGUUGGGUUCAUGUAAACAUAGGCGAGCUACUCAGAGCAAUGACAUCAUCGAACACUAUUGUUAAGGAAGCUAUUGUCAGUGGAGAAAUGGUCCCGCAGGACAUAGUGAUGCAAGUAGUGGAGCAACAAAUCAUACAAAAUCGUGAUACGGAUGGCGUAGUAAUAGAUGGUUAUCCGAGGGACUCAAAUCAAGUACAAGAGUUUGAAAAUAAGUUCGGUCAGCAACCACCGUUGGUACUACUAGACUGCUCAAAAUUACAACUUGGUAGGGGAAGAUUAGAUGAUAGCGUUUCCGCAUUCAGGAAAAGAUUGGAACUCUUCCGCGAAGUAUCGCUGCCUAUGUUGAAAUCUCUGGAUAAUGAAAAUCGCCUGACUAUUAUCGAUGGCGACACGGACGUACCAAGUGUACAACAAGAAUUCGCGGCUGCACUUUAUCAAUUAAUGACGCAAACGCGACGCAAGGGAGAAAAUGAUUCACAUAGUCCUGAACCACCGAUAGUACAAGAAAACGGAAAUAACACGAACUCAAAUCCAAUCAUUACUAAUGACACGAACCAAACGAUCAUUCAAAAUGGUGUUUCUAGGCAGAUAAUCGACGGUAAAAUGAAUAUAGAAAAAGCGAUUAAUGAUUCGAAGAAUAUGAACGGAAUAAGCUUACAAGGCGCAGUAAAAAUCGCGAAUGGAUUAAAGAACAAUGCGAGGCAGAUUCAAAAGAAUGGUACUGCUCGUAUACAAAAUGGUAUUGCUAACGGCACAACACACCUGCUACAAAAUGGUGCAGCGCAUUUGGCCAACGGCAUCGUAGCAGGUAGCAAUAAAGUUGCACCAGCAGUGCAAAAUUAUCUGCCAAACAAUACGAAGGACGCUAUCAGGAAAAUGUACAACGAAGUCGAAGGUUAUCAACAGAAUUUACACAUGUAA
Messenger RNA from Habropoda laboriosa, 1910 nucleotides. Its product is annotated as adenylate kinase isoenzyme 5. Gene Ontology annotation, molecular function: AMP kinase activity; ATP binding. The record is from RefSeq and is a predicted model, not a curated record. Bases 24 to 1910 code for a protein of 628 amino acids. Gene Ontology annotation, biological process: nucleoside triphosphate biosynthetic process. Gene Ontology annotation, cellular component: cytosol; cytoplasm. The transcript has 11 exons. NCBI's taxonomy places the organism in Eukaryota, Metazoa, Arthropoda, Insecta, Hymenoptera, Apidae.